CUCCGCUGCGGGUUUUGCGCACAGGGACGCGGCGACAGCGGAGGAAUCCAUAGCAACGGCGGAUAAACAUGAGUUACUACAGCAGACCGUCGAGUUCGUCCAGUUUCACGUCCAGCUUCACGUCCACCGCCAUGACCAGCACACUGGAGGACGACAGUCUGAACCUCCGACAACAGAAACUGGAGAAACAAAGGGUGCUGUUGGAGCAGAAACAGCGGCGGAAGCGCCAAGAGCCGCUCAUGGUGCAGCCCAACUCUGAGGGACGCCCGCGGCGCUCACGACCCCGUCGCAGUGAAGAACAAGCGCCACUUGUCGAGCCUCACAUCAACACGGCCAGUGACAUCAUCUUAGACGGCAUCGAUGGGCCGGCAGCGCUGUUGGGUUCUGUUGCUCCUGAUCUGGGCAGUAAGGUUCAAGUUCUGUCUGUCAAUCAAGCACUACAGCCCUCCCCCUCGACCGCUGAAGAACCAGAGACUGACGCUGAUACAGACACACUGUUGGAACCCAAAACAGACAUACACACACUGCUGCAGAGAUGCGGACUCUCAGGCAGCAUGAACUAUGAUGAAGCCAGUGAGGAUGAUGAUGAUGAUGAUGAUGAUGAUGAAGUUGAAGACAAAAGCCGCUCUUUCUCACCAAACACAGAAAGCACACGGCCGGCGUCUGCCUCCAGUAAUAAAUCGACCACGGAGGUUGUUCCGGUGAGUUCUCCAUCGGCUGAAGGCUCCUCUGUCGAGGUGGAUAAUCUGGAGGAGUUUGUGCUGCGUCCGGCUCCGCGCGGGGUCACGGUGAAAUGCCGCAUCACGCGGGAUAAGAAGGGCAUGGACCGCGGCCUCUACCCCACAUACUUCAUGCACCUCGAGAGAGAAGACGGCAAGAAGGUGUUUUUACUAGCUGGACGGAAGAGGAAAAAGAGCAAAACAUCAAACUAUCUGAUCUCAGUAGACGCCACAGAUCUGUCCCGAGAGGGCGAGAGCUUCAUUGGUAAACUGAGGUCUAAUCUGAUGGGCACUAAAUUUACCGUCUAUGAUAACGGCACAAACCCGUGUAAAACUCCCGGAGCUCUACUGGAGGAAAUCAACACACGACAAGAGCUCGCCGCUAUCUGCUACGAGACUAAUGUUUUGGGUUUUAAAGGGCCGCGGAAGAUGACUGUGAUUAUUCCUGGCAUGAAUAUGAAUUUCGAACGGGUUCCAGUUCGGCCCGCUUGUGAGCAGGAGUCUCUGUUGAGUAAAUGGCAGAAUCAUUCGCUGGAGAAUCUGAUUGAGCUGCAUAAUAAAGCGCCGGUGUGGAACGACGACACGCAGUCUUACGUGUUGAACUUUCACGGCAGAGUCACACAGGCCUCCGUCAAGAACUUUCAGAUCGUCCAUGACAACGACCCUGAUUACAUCGUGAUGCAGUUCGGCCGUGUGGCGGAGGACAUCUUUACUCUGGACUAUAACUACCCCAUGUGUGCCCUGCAGGCCUUUGCUAUCGGCCUGUCCAGCUUCGACAGCAAACUUGCUUGCGAAUGACCUGUGACCCUGUCUCAGCCCAACACACACGCACAAACACACACACGCACAAACACACACGCACAAACACACAUGCAUAAACACACACAAACACACAUGCAUAAACACACACAAACACACAUGCAUAAACACACACACACACACAAACACAUACACGCACAAACACACACACACACACAAACACACAUGCAUAAACACACACAAACACACAUGCAUAAACACACACAAACACACAUGCAUAAACACACACACACACAAACACACAUGCAUAAACACACACACACACAAACACACAUGCAUAAACACACACACACACACACACACAAACACACAUGCAUAAACACACACAAACACACAUGCAUAAACACACACAAACACACAUGCAUAAACACACACACACAAACACACAUGCAUAAACACACACACACACAAACACACAUGCAUAAACACACACACACACAAACACACAUGCAUAAACACACACACAAACACACAUGCAUAAACACACACACACACACAAACACACAUGCAUACACACACACACACACAAACACACAUGCAUAAACACACACACACAAACACACAUGCAUAAACAUACACACACACAAACACACAUGCAUAAACAUACACACACACAAACACACAUGCAUAAACACACACACAAAUACACACAAACACACACACACAAACACACAUGCAUAAACACACACACACAAACACACACACGCAUAAACACACACACACACACACGCAUAAACACACACACACAAACACACACGCAUAAACACACACACACACACAAACACACAUGCAUAAACCCACACAAAUACACACACACAAACACACAUGCAUAAACACACACACAAAUACACACACACACACAUGCAUAAACACACACACACAUAAACACAUGCAUAAACACGCACAAACAAACACAAACAAACACACACUCACACACACAAACACAUACACAUGCAUAAACACACAAACAAACACACACAAACAAACAAACACACACAUAUACACACACGCGCACACACACAAACACGCAUAAACACACACACUCAAACAAACACACAUGCACACACACACGCACACACAUACACACACACACACGCAUAAACACACACAAACAAACAAACAAACACACACAUACACACACACACACACAAACACGCAUAAACACACAAACA
This is a messenger RNA of Myxocyprinus asiaticus (Chinese sucker), 2710 nucleotides long. RefSeq names its product TUB like protein 3 (gene tulp3). The coding region runs from base 69 to 1517 and encodes 482 amino acids. NCBI's taxonomy places the organism in Eukaryota, Metazoa, Chordata, Actinopteri, Cypriniformes, Catostomidae. Gene Ontology annotation, cellular component: cilium. The record is from RefSeq and is a predicted model, not a curated record. The transcript has 12 exons. Gene Ontology annotation, biological process: protein localization to cilium.